AUGUACGGCAGAACCCAGUGCUCUGACGCAAGCUUCAGGUCCACUGGCUGGCUAAAGUCUUUAACAGAAAACUUCUCCACACUGACAAAGUAUUCGGUCAACACUUCUUUGGGUGGAUGGUUAAUUUCUGGUGGCCUAUCAAGUUUGGAGUUUGCUGUGAAUGCAUUAACAUCUUGUGCGAACGGCUCCGUAGUGAAGAGGUCUGAAUACAAGCCCAUAAAAGAGCCGAAAUCUGGCGGAGAAGGAGACUCGCCAGAAUCGUUCGAUCGAGACAUCGGCGUCGGUUUAUCGACCAUUUUCAAUUGUCCUGCUUCUGGUACAGCAGAUGGAACAUUUGUCUGCACUUGGUCACCACAUUUACUACUUCCCGAAACGGUAGGCGUGAGCAACGAAUCUAAAGGAGAGGCUUUUUUGGACCUGGACGACCCGUUCAGGCUUUUUUCGUCGUCGUUCAAGGACGAAGGUGGAGAUAGUGGCCACUGGUUUUUUGAUGACACCUCAGGUGACGUUGGCUCGAACACAGAUUUGUUGGACACCGGCAACAGAACAGGAAAUUCCUCCGUACUUGUAGCUUUUAAUAAUAUGACCAACCCACUUGUUACUCAUUCCGGGGACGAAUCGCCCUUCGUGAACCCUCCAGGACCCCAGCUGCCUCCUAAGGCCCCAGACCUGUUCUCUCUCAAGGGAAAGGUUUGCGUGAUUACCGGAGCAGGCAGAGGAAUCGGAUACACGGUUGCUGAAGGGUUUGCACAAGCGGGCGCAAACGUGGCCUUUUGGGACCUCGCGGCACCCGUCAAGGCGGCAGCCAAGGUGGCAGAAGAGAACGGUGUCGAAACCAAAGCUUACGGAUGCGACGUUUCUGAUGCCGACAAGGUCGAUGAGACAAUUCUACAGAUCGUCAAGGACUUUGGCACUAUUGACGUGUUUGUUGCAAAUGCAGGAGUCAACCUCCUUUCCGGGUCGAUCAUUAAUGAGAUGAACAGAGACGGUCUGAAAUGGAAGAGAAUCAUGGACAUCAAUCUGAACGGACUGUUUUACUGCGCUAGGGGCGUUGGAAGAGUGUUUGAACAAAGAGGCAAAGGAUCCUUGAUCUUUACUGGCUCUAUGUCAGGACACAUUGUCAACACUCCAAUUAACCAUUCCGCUUACAACACCAGUAAAGCAGCAGUCAUACACUUGGCCAAGUGCCUGGCUGUGGAGUUCAAAGAGUUUGCAAGAGUUAAUUCUGUGUCCCCAGGAUACAUCGACUCUGGUAUCAACGACUACGUGGACCCUGCAAUCCGCAAGCGCUGGCUUGAAGAGAUCCCAUUGGCCAGAGAAGGCCAACUCAAAGAGAUUGUCGGGGCUUACCUGUUUUUCGCCUCGGACGCCUCUACAUAUGCGACAGGAUCCGAUUUGGUUGUAGAUGGAGGAUAUACGAUUAGCCUUGUUGUUGGUUGUAACUUUACAAUGACCAGACCAAACUAUUUGCCUAACCCUUCUUUACAAACUAACGAGCACCACGAUCUCGAAAUGGUGGAGGCCAAAGUUGGCACUCCCGGCCCAGGCGAGGUUGUUUUGCACCUGAGAGCAACCGGUAUCUGUGGUUCUGAUGUGCAUUACUGGAAACACGGUCAAAUCGGAGAACUCAAGGUCAAGGGCCAAUGUAUUCUCGGUCACGAAGCUGCUGGAGAAGUUGUUGAACUUGGACCUGGUGUCACCGAGCUGGCAAUUGGCGAUCGAGUGGCUAUCGAGCCACAAAACCCUUGUGGUGAAUGUUUCCUGUGUUUGCAAGGAGACUACAACUUGUGUCAGGAGGUUGACUUUUUGUCUGUGUGGCCAUGUCACGGAACCAUGCAGAGAUACAGAACUGCUAAGGUCAAGACUUUAUUUAAGCUUCCUGACAACAUGACUUACGAAGAAGGCGCUCUUUGCGAGCCUUUGAGUGUUGCUUACCACGGAAUCGAGAACGCCCAACUGGAGCUUGGUAGAGGUGCCAUGAUCUGCGGUGCAGGUCCUAUUGGAUUGGCUACUCUUGUGCUUGCUAAUGCAACAGGAGCUACUCCACUAGCCAUUUCAGACUUGUCUGCUGAAAGACUGGCCUUCGCCAAGAAGAUCGUUCCAAGAGUCAAGACCUACCAAAUCGACCUGAAGAAGACUCCUAAAGAAAACGCUGCCGAAAUCCGUAAGCUGUUUGGUCCAAAAGAGGUGGAUGCUCCUCCAAAGGUUCUGGAGUGUACCGGUGUUGAGACCAGUAUCGUCACCGGUGCUCACGUUGUCAGAAGAAGCGGAACUUUGAUGGUGAUCGGUGUUGGAAGAGAAAUCAUCAACAACUUCCCAUUCAUGCAUUUAUCCUUCGGUGAAGUGGACGUCAAGUUCAUCAACAGAUACCACCAAUCUUGGCCGGCCGUUAUCAGACUGAUCAGCGACGGAAUUGUCGACGUGAAGAGUUUUGUCACCCACAGAUUCCCUCUUGAGAAGGCCGCCGAGGCCAUCACAUUGUCGAGCGACCCUAAGAACGGUAGUAUCAAGGUGAUUAUCGAGGACAAACUAUGA
This is a messenger RNA of Ogataea philodendri, 2535 nucleotides long. RefSeq lists its product as uncharacterized. Gene Ontology annotation, molecular function: zinc ion binding; L-iditol 2-dehydrogenase (NAD+) activity. Gene Ontology annotation, biological process: D-sorbitol catabolic process. The transcript is spliced from 5 exons. Bases 1 to 2535 code for a protein of 844 amino acids. The record is from RefSeq and is a predicted model, not a curated record. Lineage: Eukaryota; Fungi; Ascomycota; Pichiomycetes; Pichiales; Pichiaceae.